Purpureocillium takamizusanense is the source of this 3337-nucleotide messenger RNA. RefSeq lists its product as uncharacterized. The coding region runs from base 201 to 1922 and encodes 573 amino acids. The transcript has a single exon. The record is from RefSeq and is a predicted model, not a curated record. NCBI's taxonomy places the organism in Eukaryota, Fungi, Ascomycota, Sordariomycetes, Hypocreales, Ophiocordycipitaceae.
AGAAGCUCUCGUCAUUAAGUUACGAGAAUCGUGUCAGUGCACCGGCGAGAGCCUCCGGCAAGUCGCCCGGUUUGCAUUCGUUGCAGACAUCACCCUCACAUGGGCUCGCUGGCCCUCCAAUCAAGGGUCGCCGUGCGCCACGCGUCUUGUUGUGCGACUUUGCCAACACAGACGGCCAAUCACGCGUUUCGCCAAACACCAUGCCACGUCCCGUCGGUCGGCCCAGGGCUGCGAAGGGCCCAAAGCCCACGGACGCGGAGACAAAUGCUCCGGCAGGCUUGUCGACUCGACAGACGCGAUCCCGUGCGCUGAAGACCGCCGCCGCCAUGGGACGAGAGGACGCGACGGCAACCGCUGAGAAGAAGCGUGCGCUAAAUGACGGGUCCCCUGGGCAACCACCCAAGAGGCCAGCACGCCGUGGAACUAGGAUUCGCACCAAGGUCGCAGCCCCAAACAGCAGCAUCAACAAUAAUGAUGGCAGUGCAACAGAGGCUGAAGAGGAUGAAGAGGCACCGCAAAAUCACAACUUCUACAACAAGAUCAACGUCUCCGCGGGUGUAACGCGUUCGCAAGAGCCCCAGAAGAAACCAAGCCUAGCAUCUCAACAGUCGCUAGAGGAGCAUGAGGACCUGUACGCUCAUCUCGUCGACUUUCUCAGUGACGACAAUCCUGAGGGCCCUGCUGCCAAGCGCUCAGGUUUGCAACAGAAAACACGGUCGCCGGAGUUGGGCGCCAAUGGCUCGUCUUCGGAGCCGCCUGACCGGCUGAAUGAAAAACUGGAUCGCGAUGAGUCCCCAGAGCAGAAGCAGCAUGAUGUCGAGACAGGACUUGGCGCGAAGGAUAUACCUACUAGAGUUGCAGAGAGGGUCACCAUCACAACCAAUGUCGCAGAUACUGCAGAGGGCGCUGUGGAUGCUGAGGGCCCCGAAGUCCAGCCAUCGAUAGUCAGCUUAGAGAAGCUCAGUCUGAUGCUGAAACUCAUGGCGAAGCGCGGCUGGACGGGUGACAACGACUACGCGGACGAGCUACUACCGCACGGCCACGAGAGGGGUACCAAUUGGCUGAAGCGCCAUGCAAAGGAACUUGGGACGAAAGAUUUGAGGGCUUUAUUCCAAAUGACGUACGAGCUGAUAAGAAUCCUUAAACGGAUCCCGAGGAUACCCAAAUACCAACAGCAGGCCGGUCACCUUCGAGCCGAAAAGGAAACCAUCAAGACUGCCCUAGAGGCGGUAGGUCGAGCGACUGCGCGGGUCACAGACCCACGGCUGCAACUGACCAAAGCUGCGAGAACAGGCAUUUGCAAGAAGGUCAUGCCAAUGCUAGUUCUCUGCUUGAGAGAGGCCGUCCUCGUGGGCACCCUCGUGACAUCAGACGCUGGUGUUCCUCUACCUGUAGAAGGACUCCUCAUCCCCUCCGCUCUCGAGCUCCCCCGCCUUGUUCUCGCCUGGUGCCUGCAGCUGUACAUGGUGUUAGAACCGCAGCUGGACGAAAAUAGAAUUCAGGCCGCGACCAAAAACGAAAAAAUGACGUUGACGAACCGUCGGCGAAUAAAAACCUACUUGGGAGACUUGCUCCACAAACUGAAGCAGGCAGACGAUCCCCUGAACCAGCGUUUGCACAGACAAAUGGCGACUCAGAUGCAGCAGGAAACGCGCAGGAUACGUGAAAAGGAGGCGAGGGACGAACGCGACAAGCAGGAACGGCAGAUGCAGCUGGUUCGAGAAGCAUCGCAAAGAAUCCUCAUCGAGGACAAGUAUCUGAGAGAUCACGGUUGGCGCAUAUGGGAGGACGAGGCACUGCGCGACACGCUCGACAAGGUUUCGAACCCCAAGAUCGAGACGCUAGUAGGCCUGGUCCCCGGCCGCACCGAAUAUGAAGUCCGUCGGCGAGUCGCGGAACUGAGGGAAAUGGCAGGGGCUUGAUACCAGAAGCGACUUCACAUUCAUUGGGCAUGGUGUUGUCCCAAGGCUCGGGCGGAUGACAUACGCUGCGCGGCGGAAGUAUGUGGCGAUCUGACAAGGAGAUGGCGACAAGCGUCGAUGAUCUCUGGUUUUUUUGGGGCCAUAGCAGGCGAAAUGUCUUUCUUGUUAUUGCCGUUCUCAGCUUUUGCUAUCUGUAAAGAAAGGACAAGGGGUCUUCCGGGCCCCGAGCGCCAUAUCAGCGUGUGCAUUAGUCCCAGGUACGUGCCGAAUCUUCGGCAGUCAGCUUCGCAUAGUCUACUACUACCACCAGCACUAGCCGCAUAGUAAGCGGCACAGCUCUAUCGUUGCAAAUGCUAGUCUGGGUUAUCUGCACGAGUUGUUCAUUCCACAUCGGGUCUACAUGCGUACUAUAAAGCGAGGCUAGAGCCGGGGGACGGUGUGGCCACGAGGCACGCCCAACGAAUGGCUGCCACAUCAUCACCAGCCGCGCACGGGUAUGAUGGAGGGGGGAGGGCGAUCAGUAACACGGCUCAGGCACCGUCCGCCUCGAAUUCUCUGGGAGGUUGCGAGAGACCAGUGGCAUUGGCUUGCGGGCGCAAAGCACGGCCCUGUGCGAAAUGGUUGUGCUUGCUUCGUACGUACGUGGGCGAAUGGCACCGUCCGUCGGCGCUGCUGCUGCUGCUGAGCACACACGCUUGCACAGGGAGGCAUGCCGCGGCGUCACAUCACAGCCAAAAGGGGGUGUCCACGGUGAUCCGUUGCCGGACCCGUUCGUUCGUUCGCUCCUCGCUCGCUCGCUUCAUUCACUCGCGCUCAUCAGGGUCUCCAGCACGCCAAGACCAGGACGGAAGGGGCGACGACGAGACCCACCGGCCGCGAGCGCCACACCGCCAAAAAGAAGUCGACGCGACGCGUCGGCGCUCCAUUUGUGGAGAUUUCGAGGUCAAAAGGGCGAGCGUUUGUGCCGUCCGUCGCCUCUGCGGGUAGCGGAAUGGAGGCCAGGCAACAAAGGAGGCAAGGGAAAGAGAGGGCUGAGGGAGAAAAGGGUCCUCAAUUUGGGUCAUGGUGGCAGUGGUGGCUCAGGUGGUAAUCUCGGAGAGGGCCAUCACUUUGAUUGCCACUUUGUUGGGGGGGAGCGAGCGGCAAGGGAAGGGGAAGGGGGGGGCCUCGGCGUGCGGCAAUAGCGCACCAAAGAAAAAAAAAUGAAAUAAAAAGAAGAGUGACUGCCGUGACAAUUGCUGGGUGAACGAGCGAGCACAAGGACGUGGCGCGCGGAUGGGAUGAAGAGACAGAUGCCCGUGGCGCCGGGUUUGGUCGGCCUCGCAUAAAAGGCGUCGUUACAGAUGAGUUACGGGGGAGGGGCACGAGAGUGACGGGAGUGCGUUGGGCAUCGAGUCGGCACCGGCCGUCGUCAU